UAGAUUCUUCCCCAAGUCUCGAUUUUCCGCAGGAGAAACGGAGAAUCGUUGAAACUUGAAAUGCUCCCACUGUACUAAUAAUCUAAAUCCCAUAAACCCUUGUUUUUUUCUCCAUGAAAAUUGAGAAUUCAUCGCUGGGAAUAAAAUUAAAAUUAAAAUUAAAUUAAUUAUGAGAACAAUUUCGCGGUUGCGAGCGUCGGGCUCCUCGAUUGCGAACCAUCAAAUUCUGACCCAAUUCAGAACAAAAGCUUCCAAUUCAUUGUCUGCCGUUCAGGCCACUUUCAACUCCACUAAGGAUUUAUUUGAGAGGCAUAAAGUGGUGUUUACUAUCUCCACAUCUAUUGCUUCAGUGGCUACAGCAUGGGCUGGUUAUUCUUUACGGCACCUUCAUCAGUCAAGAGUUGAAGAAAGGCUUCAAUCAAUUGAGAAAGCUAUGAAAAGCAAUUACGAGAUGAAAGAGCCUGAAAUCAGAAGACUUGUUUCAAGAACUGUUAGCAUCCCAGCUUGUGUUGCAACUGCUGGAACCAGUUUGAUUAUAGGAUAUGGUUUGGGUUGGCGCGGUGGAGCAUGGUAUGCGAACAGAAAGCUUCGGGAAGAACAGAUGAAAUUACUGGGGACAAUUAAGCAACAAAGAUUUCACAAAGUGCUAAAGUUCUUAAAAAGGCCACUUAGAAGACCUAAACUCCAAGAAAGUGCUGCUUCUAAGAUUUCCGAUUCUUCGCCAAAAGACGCUUCUGUCCCUUGCACGUAAAGCUGAAAACGAGUAGAUACCAUAUUUAUUUACUUAUAGGUAAAUGAGAGUAUGAUGACAGACUAUCUGAAUUCUUUUUAUUUUAUUUUUUUAUUUGAAAUUAAAGGAAAUUUUCGACAUU
Molecule: messenger RNA, 872 nt
Organism: Erythranthe guttata (spotted monkey flower)
Lineage: Eukaryota; Viridiplantae; Streptophyta; Magnoliopsida; Lamiales; Phrymaceae
Product: triacylglycerol lipase-like protein
Source: RefSeq, a predicted model, not a curated record